AUGUCGCAGCCAGACAACUCCCGCGCAAUCGCUGAGCAGUUCCUGCAGCACUACUAUACCACCUUCGAGGGAGACCGCUCAGCCCUUGCUUCUCUCUACCGGGAUUUGUCCAAGCUCACCUACGAGGACGAAACUUUUGAGGGCGCGAAGAUCAUGACCAAGAUUGCUGAUAUGCCCGCGGCAAAGCGCGAAUUUGCUCGCUUCAUGUCCCAGUACUAUGAUGGCGACAAAGGCAUUCUGAUCAUGCUGCAUGGUCUCCUCGGUGACGAAGGUCUUCGGAUGAACUUCAUCCAUACCUUCAACCUGCGUCAGGACGAAGCAGGUUUCUUUGUGAGCAACGAGAUGUUCCAGCUGGUCUACAACGCCUAA
Penicillium antarcticum is the source of this 369-nucleotide messenger RNA. RefSeq names its product nuclear transport factor 2 family protein. The record is from RefSeq and is a predicted model, not a curated record. Gene Ontology annotation, biological process: nucleocytoplasmic transport. Gene Ontology annotation, cellular component: nuclear pore central transport channel. The coding region runs from base 1 to 369 and encodes 122 amino acids. The transcript is spliced from 6 exons. NCBI's taxonomy places the organism in Eukaryota, Fungi, Ascomycota, Eurotiomycetes, Eurotiales, Aspergillaceae.